Messenger RNA from Mya arenaria, 1378 nucleotides. Its product is annotated as cytidine deaminase-like. NCBI's taxonomy places the organism in Eukaryota, Metazoa, Mollusca, Bivalvia, Myida, Myidae. Bases 315 to 731 code for a protein of 138 amino acids. The record is from RefSeq and is a predicted model, not a curated record. Gene Ontology annotation, molecular function: zinc ion binding; cytidine deaminase activity. Gene Ontology annotation, cellular component: cytosol. The transcript has 4 exons.
UUAAUUGUGUUUUUAUUCGGUUGUUUACGUUGCAAUAAUCAAUACAUACCGGAAGAGAAUACACCCAUCAGCUAUCUAAAAACUACGGUUGUAAAUACCUUAAGAGUGAAAUGUCGGUAUUUAUAUAAGUUGAGUUUUAUUGAACUAAGGUUAUAAACUUAUAAAAAGCUGUAUUUACACGAAUCUUACAGGCAGUAAUAUUGGAGGCUAUAAACCAGGAAAUUUCAGUGAAAUAAAUAUUGGAGUUUCCAAAUUGAGAUAUUUUCGAUAUAUAAGAACGUCGUUGUUUUGAACAAGGAGUUAUAUAUAUAAUCAUGGAUGAAACGAAAAUAAAAGAACUGAUCAGUGAGAGUGUGAGUGCGAAGAAACAUGCGUACUGUAAAUACAGCAAUUUUCCUGUUGGCGCGGCACUGCUUUGUGAAGAUGGCACAAUAUUUACAGGAUGUAAUAUAGAGAACGUCGCCUACUCGUCAAUAUGUGCUGAACAGACGGCCAUAGCCAAGGCCGUUUCGGAAGGUCACACGAAGUUCAAGGCCAUUGCAGUCUCCAGUAACCAGACUGAAAAUGUCAUAUCGCCUUGUGGACCUUGUCGACAGUAUCUAGUAGAGUUUGGAGGCAACUGGGACGUAAUCAUGACGAAACCGGAUAUGACGUAUAAGAUGAUGAAAACUAGCGAGUUACUUCCCUUGGGAUUUGUUCAGAAUCCGUUCUUGCCCACUGCCAAGAAAUAAUAUUGACUAAUUUGUUCAGAACAAAUCUACCUGAUACAUUUAAGACAAUUUCAAGAAAUAUCGUGUACAUUUACAGUUUUUAAUAUUUUUAUAUUUUAAUUUGGUCAAGUUUCUUAAAGCUGCACUCUCACAUAUUUACCGUUUUGACAACUUUUUUAUUUUAUUUUUUUUUUGUCUUGGAAUGAGCCAAAUUUUGUGCAAAAAUCGUUUUUCAUAUUUACGUUCGAAAAUUAAUGAUUUAUGACUGAAAAUGUUAUUAGGCCAUUAAAAAAAAUGCAUAAAACAUCACUUUUUGAACAUCAGUAUAAAAUCCUGGGAUCUGAUUUUUAAAACGGUAAAUCUAUGAGAGGGCAGAUUUAAAUAAGACGAUAUAAAGAGAAAUCAAUACUUCUGACAAGCGAUGAGAAUGGUGCGCCUUUCAUCACAGUCAAUAUAUAGUUUCAAUAAAACGGUCAGCUGGGGCCGUUUUCAAUAUUGUUCUGUCAUCAACCUUAGACACGCCUCAGUGAUUCCAAUCAACUCAUUGGUCAGUUAUUUUACUGUCUGAGCAGAACAUUUGGAUUCAAAUAUUCAAAUUAAAUGGAAUCGGGGUGGUUAUUAAAUACAGCUAAGCUCAAUUGAAUGUAGUUUCUGCUUUCUAUUAUGUU